Molecule: messenger RNA, 2405 nt
Organism: Leguminivora glycinivorella
Lineage: Eukaryota; Metazoa; Arthropoda; Insecta; Lepidoptera; Tortricidae
Gene: Tua3
Product: tubulin alpha chain-like
Exons: 10
Coding region: 138-1490 (450 amino acids)
Biological process (GO): mitotic cell cycle; microtubule cytoskeleton organization
Cellular component (GO): cytoplasm; microtubule
Molecular function (GO): structural constituent of cytoskeleton; GTP binding
Source: RefSeq, a predicted model, not a curated record
GCAGCCCAUCAGGCGGGACAGAUCCGCAUUUUUUUUUCAAAAUUUCAGUCCGUUUUAAAAUUUUUGUAGGAUAUUUGUUUAUUUCUACAUUUUUAUAGUGUUUUACACAGGAUCUAACAAAAUUUUAAGUAUUAACCAUGCAGAGGGAAUGCAUAUCGGUCCACGUCGGGCAGGCGGGAGUGCAAAUGGGUGUGGCCUGCUGGCAGCUGUACUGCCUCGAGCACGGCAUCAGGCCCGACGGCACGCUGCCGGCCUGCGAGGCUGACCCCAGGUCUUCAGACUCCUGCUUCAACACGUUCUUCUCGGAGGCUGAUCGAGGGAAGAUGGUACCACGGGUUGUGAUGGUGGAUCUUGAACCCACAGUCAUAGAUGAGAUCCGUUCCGGCGACUACCGCCAGCUCUACCACCCUGAGCAGCUGAUCACCGGAAAAGAAGACGCAGCUAACAACUAUGCACGCGGACAUUACUCCACGGGCCGCGAAAUUCUGCUACCCGUCAUGGAAAGAAUAAGGAAGUUGGCUGACCAAUGUACCGGCCUACAGGGUUUCUUCGUGUUCCACUCCUUCGGUGGUGGUACUGGUUCUGGUUUCACCUCAUUGCUGAUGGAAAAUCUCUCUGACGAGUUCGGCAAGAAGAGCAAACUGGAGUUCGCUAUAUACCCUGCCCCACAGGUUUCAACGGCAGUAGUCGAGCCAUACAACGCCGUGCUGACCACUCACGCCACCAUCUCUCACUCGGACUGCGCUUUCAUGGUCGACAAUGAAGCUAUCUAUGAGAUCUGCCGUCGACGGCUGUCCAUUGAGCGACCUUCGUAUGCGAACCUCAACAGACUUAUUUCACAGGUGGUAUCCUCGAUCACAGCGUCGCUCCGGUUCGACGGCGCGCUCAAUGUGGACCUGACAGAGUUCCAGACCAACCUCGUUCCCUACCCACGUAUACACUUCCCUCUCGCCGCGUAUGCUCCCGUCGUUUCCGCUGACAAGGCAUACCACGAAGGCAUGUCGGUUUCUGAGAUCACGUCAGAGCUGUUCGAGCCACAGAAUCAGAUGGUGAAGUGCGACCCGCAGAACGGGAAGUACAUGGCGUGCUGUCUGCUGUACCGAGGAGACGUUGUUCCUAAGGACGUGAAUGCAGCCAUAGCCGCCAUGAAGGGGCGGGCUGGCAUCAGAUUUGUGGACUGGUGUCCCACUGGAUUCAAGGUGGGCAUCAACUACCAGCCUCCAACAGUGGUCGCUGGUGGCGACCUCGCGCAAGUGAAGCGGGCAGCCUCCAUGCUGAGCAACACCACUGCCAUCGCCGAGGCGUGGGGCAAGCUUGACCACAAGUUCGACCUCAUGUUCUGCAAGCGGGCGUUUGUACACUGGUACGUCGGCGAGGGUAUGGAAGAAGGGGAAUUCUCCGAAGCUCGCGAAGACCUGGCUACCCUGGAGAGAGAUUACGACGAGGUCGCUAUCGAGACUUCGGACCUCCCGGGAGAUGAUGAGCUAUGACCCUGACUACAUGAACUACAUCCCAAGGUCGCUUUCCAGAUUUUGCGACCUUAAAGUCAGUUGGGAUCUGGAGAAUGUGCUGCUGGCGUAGCAUGCCAUUCACUAAAGCUCUUAUUAUGCGUUUAAGGGACGGAGAAAAUUGAUAAUAUCUGUCCCUGUUGCAAAAAUAAGUAUCCUUAGUAAAUGGCUUAAGACAAAGGUGCAUUUUCUAGAUCGGAACGGACAAAAAGCGUCUUCUGACACCACAACACCACCGCGUUAAGUUUCUGCGCGACCUUUCACCUAUGCCGUUGGCACGCGGGUAUAGUUUCUAUAGUUUUGACUUUAGAAUGGUGACGUCACAGCGCCGAAGCGGACGCCCUAAAACCACGGCCAGAUUUUUUUUGACAAUAUUGAUUAUAGCAGAACUCUGAAAUUGUUUAAAGGUCCGAAAAUGUCUGCAGUAGGCGCGGAGAGACUGAUCCCUAUACCCUGCGUGUUAGGGUUUCCCACCUAUCGACGCGGAAUCAGCCUUCGCUGACCCAAAAUCGCUCGUUAAUAUGAACAUGCAUACUCGAGCUAGGGCCAAGUCCGCGUCGAUAGGUUUGGGGAAACCCUUAAGUUCAUUUUUGUACAAUUUUGUAAUAGAAGCGCGUGUCAGAGUGGAUCUCCCUCGCUGCUUGCUGUUCUCCGUCGAGCAAUCUUGCGACAGUUUUAGUUAAGUUUUUUUGGCGUUUUUCUUUAAAUUUUUUAGCAAAUGCUGGACGGAGAAGCCUCACUUUGAAGUAUUUAUUUGGAUUCGUUGAUGGUUUUGUGGUGUGACUAAUAUUGUAAGUGUAAUGUUUGUAAGUGUAAUUUGUACGUUGAUGUUUUAAAAUAUUUAAAAAGUUUUUAGUGACCGUCUGAUGUGCUUGUCUAUUAAAUCGUUCAGUUUUA